UUAGCUAUCGAUCCAAGUAUCUGUACAGAUCUCAGAUAACUCGCUCAAUUAUUCCGAAUUGUAGACCAAAGUGCGAGGAGUGUCGUGCUGGCGUUGUGCUGAGGCUAUUCAACCAAAAAUUGUCUGUUUCUCGGUAGAUUGUUGUGGAUCUUUACGGCGGUGAAAUUAUGAGGAAAGAAAGAUACAUUGGGCUGUGCAUAUGAAAGUUGACCGAAGAUAAGAACGUUUCGACGAAUACAACAAAAUCAAAAAAAUAGAAGGUGAACCUUUACGAAGUAAGGGAUAAAGUGCAGACCUAGUAGUUCUAACUAAAUAAGGGCAACAAAAUUGCUUCGCAGAAUUAAAGAAUUAACACAAUCGUAAUCAUUCGGAGUCUAAAUGCUCAGUUUGGUGCUGAGGGCGUGAUUGAACUAAGAAAACGACAAACAAUCUUUUCCCUGUGCGAUAAUGGAUAAUAUAACGAAGACCUAACUUGGGUCCGAAGCUAAUGAAAAAGGCAAUAUCGAAGACCAAAUAUAAUUGAAAUAGUCCUGGAUCGUUAAGUCAACCAUUGUUUGGAUUCUUCUAAAAAUGGAAUACAAGAAUAUCAAUUCAACUGGCUCUGCUCUUCAUACCGAGUUUGAGCAGGGUCCAUACAUUAAGAUUGAGAGAGUUGAAAGUGUGUCAUGGGACACACCAGCUUCCAACGUCCUGAAGGACGAAGGUAACCCUUGUGAGACUCGAAGUGGACGUCGCUCCAAACCUUUAUUGACCAUCGUUGAUGGGACAUUUUUUAAAAUUCUGCCCCACAAAUCCACUCACAAAAAUUUAGUAGUAUUAUGUAAAAAAUGUGAAUGUGAAGUGAAGGGGAGCAGAUUCUCAACUACAAAUUUCGUCCUUCAUUUGAAGCGUAAACAUGGAAAAGAGGCACUGAACGAGUAUGAACUAUACAAAAAAAGCAAGAGCCAACAGCAUGUGCGCGUUAGAUCGCAGGAAAACUCUAAUUUUACUCAACGACAGUUCGAAGGACUUUUCUCUCGAUUUGUGGUCAAUGCAAUGGUACCUUUUCGUGUGGUUGAGGACAAGUAUCUAAGGGAACUAUUCCAAACCUUGAAUACAGACAAAUAUGGGCUCAAAGUGCCCAGUACCUAUGCCGUGGCAAAAUAUACGGAAAGAAUGUUUGAAAGUACCAAAAAAACAUUAAAAAAGUUACUGAGUAAUGUUGACUAUGUUUGUAUUACGGCUGAUAUAUUGUCGGGCAAACGACGGAGUUUUUUUAUGGUCACAGCACAUUGGAUAACUGAAACUUUCGAAAGGAAGUCAGCGGCACUAGCUUGCAGAAGGUUCAGACGUCCUCACACCUAUGAAAGGAUUGCUCAUAAGCUUCUGGGUAUUCAGCAGGAUUUCGGUUUAUCUUCAAUAAAAAUUGCCGCUACGGUUAUGGAGAAUGGAUCGAAUUUCUUCAAAACUUUCAGGAGCUUCGGUGUCGACAGAGCAUUGAUAGAAAAACACUCGUCAAAUGUAUUCGUAGAUGAUGAUGAGAUUGAUGUUCAGUUCGAUAGGGAAGAAUCAUCAUCCGAUUCCGAGUCCUUUGCCGACGCCCCACAACCUAAUCCUGGAACAGAGUCUGCUGCAUCCAAUUUUCAGUCAUCGCCAACACAAUUUUCUUGCUUUUCCCAUACCCUCAACUUAUGCUGUUCAACCGACUUAGAAGCAGUAAUUCAUCAGCAGACGGAAUUCGCCACAACUCACAAGUCAGUCAUGGGCAAGUGCAACGCUCUGUGGACGUUAGCAACAAGCCCGGAAACAUCCAAAAUUCUGGGGGAUGCUUUAGGUCAUACACUAUCACGACCCAAGGAGACCAGCUGGAACUCGUUGUAUGACUCGCUUCGACAAAUCUUAAAGGCUGAAAGUAGAAUUUCACAAGUAUAUCGUUUUACAAUCACCGAUCAACCUCUUCAGUUAACAGACAGUGAUUUUACUUACAUACGAGAGUAUGUGGAAUGCUCUGCUCCGUUGGCGGAGCUGCUGGACAUCCUCCAUGGCGAGGAAGAUGUAUAUUUUGGAAUUGUCAUGCCCUCACUAUCGUCCCUUAAAUAUAAACUUCAGCAACUGCAACAAAAACAGUGGAUUUACUGCCAGCCCGUUAUCGACUGUUACCUCAACAGUGUUCAAAAUAGAUUCGCUGAAUUUUUCAACAUCUCCACCCCAUUGGCGGAAACUGCUACUAUUGCUGCCUUCGCUAACCCACAUUUUAAAAAAAGAUGGCUAAAAUGCCUGGACAGCUUUCAUCAUGCAAGACUGCUGCAACUAUUCACGAAUGCUGUGAGUGAAUGCGUCCGGAUAAAACUAGAGGGGACAUCCUCAAAGGCUGCCGCAGAAGGACUCGCACCAAAGUACAGGCAAUUUUUUGAUUUCGGAAAGGAAGAAGAUACUAAUCCUAAUUCGGAGAGCAACUCUCUAGCUCAGAUGCAAAUUUGCAGUUAUUUUGUCAACCAAUCUUUGUCGUUUAAUGUGCUUAAUGAUUACCCGGCAAUAAAGGAGGUUUUCUUCAAAACUAAUACGAUCCUGCCCUCUUCUGCACCCGUGGAAAGGCUCUUUUCCUUUGUCUCUAUAACGAAUGCACCUGAAGCUAACCGGUUAUCGGAUGAAACCUUUGAAAUGCGUGUUGUCCUGAAGGCGAAUAAUUACCAAUUCAUCACUAAUUAAUCAGUAUUGAUAAUUUCUAUCAUAAUUAUAAGAAAUAAAAUUCACAUAUAUUUGCAGUGAUUAAUAAUUAUGCAUAAACGUUUGUUGUGCUGCUUUUGGAAUUACAAUUACUAUUUCGUUUCUUUUACAAUUAAUUUGGUUUAAGUUUUUUAGAGAACUUGUUCACGAUAUCUUACGUAAUAAAGAGUAAUUGUUCUA
Hermetia illucens (black soldier fly) is the source of this 2886-nucleotide messenger RNA. RefSeq lists its product as uncharacterized. The coding region runs from base 571 to 2688 and encodes 705 amino acids. The record is from RefSeq and is a predicted model, not a curated record. The transcript has 2 exons. Lineage: Eukaryota; Metazoa; Arthropoda; Insecta; Diptera; Stratiomyidae.